This is a messenger RNA of Cladophialophora psammophila CBS 110553, 2022 nucleotides long. RefSeq lists its product as uncharacterized. Bases 1 to 2022 code for a protein of 673 amino acids. Lineage: Eukaryota; Fungi; Ascomycota; Eurotiomycetes; Chaetothyriales; Herpotrichiellaceae. The transcript has a single exon. The record is from RefSeq and is a predicted model, not a curated record.
AUGUCCACGACCAAUGAAUCCCCAUAUGUCCCACUGCCACAGACUGGCGACUUCAUCAGACUUCUCGAAUUAAACCCGGGGGAGCCCACUGACAACCUCGUUGGGAAAUUUGUGGUACAUGACCUCAAAGACGCGCAGCCUGAAUACACGGCGACCUCGUACGUCUGCGGCGAUGACAAUCGCUCCCGUCACUACAUACUCAUGUCAGGCUCUAAGCUUGGGAUCUACAAGAAUGCGGAUGAGGUCCUCAGGAGAUUCCGCUCUGCGGCGAAUAUAACAUACCUGUGGAUUGAUGUCGUCUGUAUAGAUCAGGAAAAUGCAGUAGAGAAGGCUAGGGAAGUCACUCUGAUGUACAAAGUCUAUGAAAAUGCCAGCAGGACCGUGAUAUGGCUAGGCCCUAGUGAUCACGACGUCACAGCCGCGAUUGAUUAUGCCAGGACGCUGGACGCUGGAAGAUACCUUGACGAGUACACACCCACGGUGAUGUACGCUGGAUAUGAGACACCCUACUUGCAGAACAAAUCUCAUAUACUUGACGUCUUGGACACCCAUCCACAGAAGGAGUCAUUGAUCAACUCCUGCGCAAAACUUCUCCUCCGACCCUGGUUUACACGCGUGUGGACCCAGCAAGAAGGCGCUUUGAGCUCUGACCCGGUGGUGGUUUGCGGUAAAGAAGCGAUACCGUGGAUUCAGAUCUUUGCGUUGGCAUGGCUAUUCCAGCCUAGAUCCACGAUGCGUUGGCCUCAGUGGUUUCUCUCCACCAAUCCCUCGGAGACAUAUGUUGAGCUUGAAGCGAAUAUGAUGUUCAUCCGGAGCAUUCAGAAAUAUCGGCUUCGUGCGAUGCAGAUUGCGAACCAUGCACCGCAAACACGAGAGGUUAGCCUACUACAUGCCAUGUACGAUGCCACUCGGUUGAAAUGCUAUGAUCCACGGGACAAGAUUUAUGCCAUUCGAAAUAUUGCCACAGACUUGGCCGAGAAUGAUUGGGCACCUCAGCCGGACUACGUCACACCCUGGGAGGAUGUCUACACCGAUUUUGCGGUGCGGAUGGCGGAUAGGGGAGGACGCGAGGUGCUGGACUGGUCUGGAGUCUGUCAACAGGGAAAGCAAUCAGGUCUGCCUUCUUGGGUGGUGGACUGGAGGUCGUACCCGUGGACACAGUAUCUCGCCCAUAACGAAUGGUGUGCCGGGGGCAAAGUCUUUCGGCCAAAGGCGGAGAGAAUACCCAAGAAAAAGCAGCGUUACCUGAUGAAAAUGCUCGAGGCUGCCAACCAGCCUAGGAAAUCGCUGCGGUACGCUCUGUCAAUCACAGUCAUAAUGCAGGACACCAUUGUCUAUCUCAGCGGUGUUGUCGAAAACGGGAAAACCUUUGAUGGAAUCGUAGAUCUGCGUCAAGAUGCACUAGCUUUGGAUCAAACAUCCCAGGAUUUCGUCAAAGCCCUGCCCUCUCCAACAUACAUCGACUCCGAAUUUGCCCUAGAUGCUUACAACGCAACCCUUAUUGCCAACACUACAGACGAAGACACCAUUGCUUCGCCCUCCUAUGUCACUUCUGGUGCACAGGAAUGGCGCUCUUGGCUCUCCUCCAAGACAACCUCAGAGGACAACACCGAGACUAACGACAAAAAUGUGUUUCCGAAAUUCUAUGAAGCAAUUGAUUCCAUGGACACGUUCCAGUACAAACAGUUCUGCGUGUCUAGCUUCGGCUACUUCUGCCUUGUUCCAGAUAUGACCGAAACAACGGACGCCAUCGCCAUCGUCAAAGGGCUGGAUAUGCCGAUCGUGCUUCGUCCUGUCAACGACUACUACGUGUACCUAGGGAAAUGCUAUGUCCACGGCAUGAUGGAAUCGCAAGCUGGCACAUUGAUCGAGGAGUUUCGCGUCAAGUUUGAUCCUAAAGAGGGAAAGGUUGUUGUGGGUAGACCCGAAGGUGAUAUUAGGAAGAAUGGCUUUAAAAUGGAGGCGGGAGAAUAUGUGAGGGUGUUGGGGAGCCUUGGGGAAAGGAAGAUCGAGUUGAUAUGA